Sphenostylis stenocarpa is the source of this 354-nucleotide messenger RNA. The record is from the annotation of a GenBank genome assembly. Lineage: Eukaryota; Viridiplantae; Streptophyta; Magnoliopsida; Fabales; Fabaceae.
AUGACACCCCUCCAUCAUUUAUGUGCUUCAUAUUAUUUUGUACGAAUUUCAGGUGGCACUGUAGUGGCUGCUCUGAGCCUUUUAAAGGAUCGUGGAGUUGGCAACAAGCAGAUAAAAGUGAUAUCAGCUGUAUCUGCUCCUCCGGCUCUUCAAAAGCUGAGUGAGCAGUUUCCUGGGCUUCAUGUCUAUACUGGAAUAAUUGACCCUGAAGUUAAUGAAAAAGGGUUCGUGCCCCAACAAUAUUAUAAUUUAGUUAUGCUUAAACUAUUUUGUUUGAUCCUUUUAACAUUUCAAGUUUUGGUCUCUACAGUUUUUGUGGCAGUUUUUAUAACUGUCAAAUUUUCACAAAAAUAG